Paralichthys olivaceus (Japanese flounder) is the source of this 2086-nucleotide messenger RNA. Lineage: Eukaryota; Metazoa; Chordata; Actinopteri; Pleuronectiformes; Paralichthyidae. The record is from RefSeq and is a predicted model, not a curated record.
GAGACAUCAAGACAGAGGAAACGAGACGACAGAGAGAGGUGGGGAGACUGCUGAAGCAAAGCCAGAGAUGAGGAGGGAGAGAGAGGGAGCAGGAAUAAUGAAGACGUAGUUGCACCAUCUGCUGCCUGAGAGAAAGAGAGAGAGAAACAUGUUCACCAUUCAUCAGAAGGAAGCAGAGAGGCAGCCGCAGAUCUGCAGCAAGAUACACACAACCCCUCCUGAAUGUGCAACACACACCUCCUUCCAUACCUGUCUUCCUCUUUCAUUCAUUCUGACUGAGGAGUCGUCAGUGAGAAGGCAGGAGAGAGUCCAGGAGGAGAUACAGUGACAUCAUCAGUGACUGGUCGGAGUAGAUUUUUGAGAACCUUGACUGGACUUUUCUUCGAUGUGAGAGAGAAAACAAGAGAUUUGAUCCACUCAGUUCUGAUAGCCCCCAUGACACUGACAUGUGGUAAUAACGAGCAGCAUCUCCGUCUGCAGGAGGAGCAGCCACACUCGACUUUUUUACGAAAAUACUCACACUGGGAAGCACAUUGAACAGGUACUGUUUCGUUUUUGCAGAAAACUCGAGAGUUAUUCUUAACAUCAAUAAAUCAAUAAAAAGAAUUAGGGCUGUACCCUUAAUGAUGCAAACCCCAGCCUCCAUGGUGAUGGGGAUCGUAUUCUCCCCUCUGGGACUGGUCCUUGUCUUCACCGCUGCCAUCACCCCCCAGUGGAGAGAGGGACAGGCGCGUCUGGGAAUGACAGGGCCGGGGUCACUUCUUCGACCUGGCGUCAAAGGUCACGGGAUGGGGGUCAAGUCAGCGGAGUCUCUGCUCUUGCUGCGCUCUGAUGGAUUGUGGGAGAGCUGCUUGCAGGUGGAGCACUCUGAGCUGAAGCAGUGCUGGCCUGUGGCGGGUCCGUACCAGAGGGACCCCCGGGUUCGCCUGGCGCAAGGUCUGAUCCUGACCUCCUUGUUCCUCUGCGGCACUGGUAUUGUCCUGGCUUGCAUCGGGGUCCGGUGCUGGACAGAUCUGCCUCUGAGGGGCGUCGCAGCCACAGGGGGGCUCCUGGUGGUGAUGGCCGGCCUGCUGAGCCUGACUGCCCUGGGGGUGUACACACACAACCUUGGAAGGCUGGGGCUGGCGGCUCCGAGCCCAGGGCUCAAUCACCACAAGUCCCCCCACCUCAGCCUGCAUCCUGCUGGCUCGCUUUACUUUGGGUGGCUGGGGUCGUGUUUGCAGGUGCUGGGGGGUGGCGCUCUGCUGUUCAGCUUCAAACAACCAAGAUGUCUGCCCUGCCCAUCUUGCCCUGAGGUGCCCGUGUGCCCAGCGUGCCGCUCAUUUCCAGACAUCACCAACAAGGCAGACACAGAUGUAUACGAAGUCACCUGUUAGAGUGCCAGAUUUAAUGGUGCACAUAUAGUGACAUGUGGCCACUUUUUAAAGGCACUCCCAACCCAUUAGCUUUUUUCAUCUACCACCUAAUGGAAUGAGUCAGAUAAACUGUGAACCACAGAACAUUAUCACUUCCUGAUUACUGGACUCUUAACGUCAGGUAUGAACUUGUUGGAUGUAAUUACGUCUUGAAGUCGGCAGAGACUUUAAUUUGUGGGUGCAAACUCCAGAGAGAUGAAUCACGGAGCACAGAGAUUGUUACUGAUUCAUUAAGAACAUUGUGAGCUCAACUUCCUGCUGCCUUGAACUGCGACAUGUAGAGAAACACGAAUGACAUCAUCGCUGUGCUGCCUCUCACGUUGUAGCCAUGCCUUUGUACUGUUAGAGAGAAACAUGACCCCGUUUGUAUCUGAACUUAAUUGUGACAUGUGGAAAUGUAUACAUACAUUUCAUUUCAUUAGAUACAUGUGGCAUUAAUGAAACUGAAUUUCAUCUGUAAUUUGUCAUUUAAAGUUAUUUGUUCAUGGAAAUUUGUGAAAUCUGCUUUUUGAUGUUUUUUGAUUCAGUCACUGUACAUUCGAUGAAAAAGAAAACUGUUAAAUGCUCAUUUGUUUGCCGUCUGUCAGGGUAAAUCUUCGUAUGAUACCUUCACUGAGGAGCCUUCAUCGAACUGACAUUUCUAACUGGGAGAAAAGGGGUUGAAGUGGACA